AUGAAACCCCCGCCCCUUAAGAGGAGUAUCACCGCCCAAACAACGUCCUCAAAUGCAGGCAACACGUUUUCCUCCCGUGGUCAGAUCCACGUCAAGCUCAUCCAAGCCCGAGGAUUACGGGUACCCUCCCCGCAUUCGAAGCCUUACGUCGUAGUACAAUUUGAGCAGAAUGAGUUCGUCGGACGGGAUCCUAUCCCUGAGACAGAGAGGGAAGCAAAGGGCAUCGCGACGAAUUUGAGUAGAAAUAACUCAAGCACGGCGCUCGUGACGCUGGAACGGGCUGCUGGAAACUUGAGUCUACAACCACGGUCGAGGAAAGACACCAACUCCUCCAUUGGGUCUCAAAAGUCUUCCAACGGCCUGGGAGCAACCCUCUUCGGAACGGCCUCUCCAUAUAAUCCGGUCUGGAAGCACGAGGUAUCCUUUGAUGUGACCUCUGACGAAUCGUAUAUCUCCUUCAACGUGUACGACCGGUCGGUCGACCCGGAAGUGUUCCUGGGUGCUUUGGAUCUCAAGCCGGUCUUGAUCCAUGAGCAUACAGUGGAUCAAUGGUACAAGCUUCGUGCUCGUGAUGCGACCGAACAGGUAUCAGGGGAGAUUAGGAUACAGCUUCGAUAUGAGCAGCACAAAACGAAACACCAUUUGUCACCGCGUGACUUUGAGUUCAUGAAGUUAAUCGGCCGUGGAACCUUUGGGCGGGUGUUCCAGGUACGCAAGAAGGACACGAGGCGUAUUUAUGCCAUGAAGGUCCUUUCGAAGAAGGAGAUCGUCGCGAAGAAAGAAGUAGCGCACACUAUAGGCGAGCGCAAGAUUCUGCAACGAUCGCUGGAAUGCCCUUUCCUCGUUGGUCUCAAGUUCUCCUUCCAAACCGAGACCGACCUGUACCUCGUGACCGAUUUCAAGAGCGGUGGAGAACUGUUCUGGCAUUUGCAGAAAGAGACACGAUUCACCGAAGAGCGCGCGAGGUUCUACAUUGCCGAGCUUGUUCUUGCUCUGGAGCAUCUCCAUAAAUACAACAUAGUUUAUCGCGACUUGAAACCGGAAAACAUCCUCCUCGACGCCACCGGCCAUGUUGCCCUGUGCGAUUUUGGUCUAUCCAAGCCAGAUCUACCAGGAGACCAACUGACGAACACCUUCUGCGGUACCACGGAGUACCUCGCCCCUGAGGUGCUACUCGACGAUCACGGUUAUUCGAAGCUCGUCGACUUCUGGUCGCUGGGCGUGUUGCUCUUCGAGAUGUGCUGCGGCUGGAGCCCGUUCUACGCCGAGGACACCCAGCAGAUGUACAAAAACAUCUGUUUCGGAAAAAUAAGAUUCCCCCGCGGGGUCAUUUCCGAGGACGGCAAGCAAUUUGUCAAGGGGCUUCUGAACCGCAACCCGAAGCAUCGUCUCGGUGCUUUGAGGGACGCCGCGGAGCUCAAGGAGCACCCAUUCUUCCACGGGAUUGACUGGAUCCUUCUUGCACAGAAGAAGAUCACCCCUCCUUUCAAGCCUAACGUCGAGUCUGACGAGUCUACAGCCAACUUUGAUCCUGAGUUCACCUCUGCGGAUCUUGCCGAAGUUGGUAUCGACAUCUAUGAUACCGAAGAUACUUCGGAUGAUUGGACAAGGCAAGGAACCAAUGGGCAGAAGACGUUCAACGGCCCGCAAGGCACUCAGGCAAAACAACGACCGAUGAAUAUCUCCGGGCAGAAGCCUCAGAACCUCAAACAGGGCAGCCCCUUAACUAGCUCGGUGCAGGAUAACUUCAAGGGUUUCACCUAUACUGGCGACAGCGUCCUUCAGAAUGCCUCGAGCUUCCUUGAAGCCCGUGACAUUCACAUUGAGGACGACGAAGCUCUAAGCGAUGAAGAGGUCGAAAGGUCUGAAGAUGAGCUGAAUGAAGAAGUGGCCGCUGGCCGUAAUGCACGAAGGCGGGCGAACGACCGCAUGGACGUCGAUCCUUGAUCGCUACAUCCAAUCCUUUCCAACACCUCGACUUGGCCUUCACCAAUGCUAACUCCCAAGUCUCGAUAUCCGAUCUGUUUCUCCAACCUAACGUUCGACAUUAUAAUUAUCCUCCCAAUUGACCUGAGCCGCUUUCGGUUCAGCGUCC
Messenger RNA from Dacryopinax primogenitus, 2095 nucleotides. Its product is annotated as protein kinase Sch9. Gene Ontology annotation, biological process: protein phosphorylation. NCBI's taxonomy places the organism in Eukaryota, Fungi, Basidiomycota, Dacrymycetes, Dacrymycetales, Dacrymycetaceae. The transcript is spliced from 5 exons. The record is from RefSeq and is a predicted model, not a curated record. The coding region runs from base 1 to 1947 and encodes 648 amino acids. Gene Ontology annotation, molecular function: protein serine/threonine kinase activity; ATP binding.